AAGAAAAAAAAAAGAAAAACCAACUCCAGCUCCGUCACAUUCCUGACCCACCCGUUUUCUUUCUCCCCUCGUAGAUCCACCCAAAUCCAUGAUUCUAAUUCCUCCGAUCUCUGAAAUCUGAAUCGGACCCAACCUAACCCAAAUUUCCACCACACAGUAACACGCAUUCACGAAUGAAGCAGCAGCAAUAAGCCACAGAUUAUGAUAUCGGGUUGCAAUUGAAUCUCUCUCCCAAGUCCCAAUCCGCAAACCCUAAUUUUACCCGGAUUAUCCGAUCGGACUCUACUACAAUCCGAACACUGCAACCUCCUCCUUCUCACCCCCCGCAUUUUCCUGCAUUACCUGCCUAUUCAAUGGAAAUAUCAAAUGAUUCAGGCAUAAAGAAACCGAAAAGGCUGACAUCUGUUGUGUGGAAUCACUUUGAAAGGGUUAGGAAGGCUGAUGUCUGCUAUGCUGUUUGUGUGCAUUGUAACAAGAAACUCAGUGGAUCAAGUAACAGUGGAACAACUCAUUUGAGGAACCACUUGAUUCGAUGUCUGAAAAGGUCCAACUUCGAUGUCUCUCAGCUACUUGCAGCAAAGAGAAGGAAAAAAGAUACUGCUGUUAGUGUUGCAAAUCUUAGUUAUGAUGAAGGUCAGGCGAAAGAAGAAUACAUAAAGCCAACAAUCAUUAAGUUUGAACCGGAACACAAGAAAGAUGAAAUCAUCAACUUUGGUGGUCGAAAAUUUGAUCAGGAGAAGAGUCGACUUGAUCUUGCCCACAUGAUUAUAUUACAUGGAUACCCAUUGAACAUGGUGGAACAUGUAGGAUUCAAGGUCUUUGUGAAGAACCUUCAGCCACUCUUUGAGUUUAUGCCAAAUAGUGGUAUAGAGGUUUCUUGUAUGGAAAUCUACAUGAAGGAGAAACAGAAAGUGUAUAACAUGAUAAACAAAUCACAUGGCAGGAUUAAUCUUUCGAUUGAAAUGUGGUCAUCAGUAGAAAGUUGUUCUUAUUUGUGCAUAGCUGCACACUAUAUUGAUGAGGGAUGGAUGUUACAAAAGAAGAUCCUGAACUUUGUCACGCUUGAUCCUUCUCAUACUGAAGACCUGCUUCCAGAAGUGAUCAUUAAAUGUCUAAAUGAAUGGGAUAUUGAUUGUAAGCUGUUUGCCUUAACACUGGAUGACUUUUCCAUUGAUGGUGACAUUACACUUAGAAUCAAACAGCAAAUUUCUGAGAAGAGGUCUUUCAUAAACACUCGUCAACUACUUGACAUACGCUCAGCAGGACAUCUCCUAAGUUCCAUGGUUCAAGAUGCCACAGAGGCACUGCAUGAAGUGAUUGAAAAGAUUCGGGACAGCAUCAGAUAUAUUAGAAGUUCGCAAGUAGUACAAGGAAAGUUUAAUGAAAUUGCUCAACAAGCUGGCAUUAACUCUCAGAAGGCCCUGUUUCUGGAUUUUCCAGCUCAGUGGAAAUCAACAUAUCUCAUGCUUGAAACAGCAGUAGAAUACAAGACCGUUUUUGCUCUCUUCCAAGAGCAAGAUUCCUCCUAUUCAUCCGCAAUUAGCGAUGAAGAAUGGGAAUGGGCUACUUCAGUUACUGGAUAUUUGAAACUUAUAGUUGAAAUUACUAAUGUCUUUUCAGGCAACCGGUCUCCUACUGCAAACAUAUAUUUCCCUGAAAUUUGUGACAUCCAUAUCCAAUUAAUUGACUGGUGCAGAAGUUCAGAUAAUUUUAUUAGUUCUCUGGCAAUGAAGAUGAAAGGCAGGUUUGAUAAGUACUGGGGCAAGUGCAGCACAGCUUUAGCAGUAGCAGCUAUAUUAGACCCGCGCUUUAAAAUGAAGCUGGUGGAAUACUACUACUCACAAAUAUAUGGGAGCACUGCUUUGGAUCGGAUCAAAGAAGUUUCUGGUGUAAUCAAAGAACUUUUUAAUGCAUACUCUAUCUGUUCAACUAUGGUUGAUCAAGGCUCAACCUUGCCUGGCAUUAGCUUACCUAGUUCAAGUUAUGAUGCUAGGGAUAGACUCAAAGGGUUUGACAAAUUCCUUCAUGAGACAUCACAGAGUCAGAGCAUGGCAUCUGACUUAGACAAGUAUUUGGAGGAACCAAUUUUCCCUCGUAAUUCUGAUUUUAACAUAUUGAACUGGUGGAGAGUCCACAUGCCAAGGUACCCGAUUCUAUCGAUGAUGGCACGUGAUAUUCUGGGGACUCCAAUGUCAACAAUGGCACCAGAAUUGGCAUUUGGCAUCGGCGGAAGAGUUCUAGACCCUGCUCGCGCUGCAUUGAAUCCUGAUACACGACAGGCUCUAAUAUGCACACACGAUUGGCUCCAAAAUGAAUCAGGAGAUUUAAAUCAAUCCUCAAGCCAUUUUGCUCUACCUCUUCUCAUUGAUUCAAAUUAGCUUUUUCCAUGCCAGCUUUACUUGAUGAGAUAAGAGGUCUGUGUACUCGCAAAAGAUAUAAAUACAUUGUUGAAGAUCUGGAGUGGCAUGAUUUUAACUGUCAUUUGAUCUCUACAGAGCCAUCUGCCUCCACAACAGUUAAAAUUAGGAGUUAGAUUGGGAUGUUUUGUUUAGUUUAUAGGUUGGAUUUCAAAGUAAUAUUCCCCAAAAAAAGUUGGAAGAUAAUGAUCCAAUAUUAAAUAAGAAUAGACCUCGGCCAUGGUAAAUUAUGAGAACGGCGGUGUUAAAAAAGUAUCUCAUGUUACUUGUAAGAAACAAAAAGUUACUAAUCAUUCAAAGAGAUUUUUUCCCCUUGGUAUUCAG
Arachis stenosperma is the source of this 2741-nucleotide messenger RNA. RefSeq names its product zinc finger BED domain-containing protein RICESLEEPER 1-like. Gene Ontology annotation, molecular function: protein dimerization activity; DNA binding. The coding region runs from base 354 to 2378 and encodes 674 amino acids. The record is from RefSeq and is a predicted model, not a curated record. Lineage: Eukaryota; Viridiplantae; Streptophyta; Magnoliopsida; Fabales; Fabaceae. The transcript is spliced from 4 exons.